Molecule: messenger RNA, 6113 nt
Organism: Cheilinus undulatus (humphead wrasse)
Lineage: Eukaryota; Metazoa; Chordata; Actinopteri; Labriformes; Labridae
Gene: sdc3
Product: syndecan 3
Exons: 5
Coding region: 704-2029 (441 amino acids)
Biological process (GO): cell migration
Cellular component (GO): cell surface; membrane
Source: RefSeq, a predicted model, not a curated record
CACCUGAGCGGGAACAAAAGACUGAACCUGGGAGCAGCCAUAACUGCCCUGCUGCUCCUGCAUGUGUGUCGAGUGUGUGUUCUGAGUGUGUUUGUGUAUUUAAAGGCUGCGGGUGUCUAAACGAGCUGCAGGGGGCAUCCUCGCCCUUGCUCGUGGAGAUCCCCCCCCCUCCACCUCUCUUAGCAGACACACACCAUAGUCUCUAUCACACUCACACACCACUCCUCCUGCCAGACUCCCAGGCCAAGCAGCGUCGCCAUACGGAACAUCCUGCCCUCAGCGGAGAGGGGGAGGAGAGAGAGAGAGAGAGCCCGAGAGUGUGUACACAGUGAGGGGGGAGAGAGCGAGGCUGUGAGUGUGCUGAGAAAAAGAGAGAGAGGGAGAGACGAGGUCUGGCGUCUCCCUGUAGUAAAUCUAUCAGGUCUCGAGCUCUAAAACUCCCAGGACCGGACCGAGGAGAAGAAGAAGAAGAGGCCUCUAUCUAAUCUAAUUGUGCCACUAACUGGUGACCUGGACCAGCAGCGCGUGAAGCCUUGGAUUAAAAAGCCCGACUAGAAGGACGGAUGGUCGCGCGGACGGGCGGCGCGCUGUGAAGUUGGACAGACUACCGAGACACCGACAGCGGCAGCUUUUGUUCCACCACCUCCCCGAACCCCGUGAAGGCAGCGGCGGCACCGGGAGGCUGCUCACGCGCACCCCGACCAUGAAGCUGCCUUGGCUCCUCGCGCUCACGGCGCUGCUUGCUCACGCCGCCACGGGACAGACUUGGUCACCGUCGAUCGACGAUGAAGGCUCGACGAGAGACGAAUUCUACGACGACGAGGAUCUCUACUCAGGCUCCGGCUCUGGCUUCCCUGACAUCAGCAUACGGCCGACAUCAGCAGGUGUGUCCUUCACCACAGAAGAGCCCCUCCCCCUCUCAACCACACAGGCCACAAGCCCUGCUCCUUCUGCCUCACCUGCGGCCGAGCCAAGCCCUGACCCAGAGGAGCCGACCGCCACUCCACUGCCCACGGAGGCCGACGGAGAGAGCGGCGUGUUCUGGGAAAGAGAGCGAGAGCUGGAGAAGGAGAGAGAGAGGGAGUUAGAGAAGGAGAGAGAGAGAGAGGAGGAGAGGCAGAGGGAGCUGGAGAGGGAGAGACAGAUGGAGCGUGAGAGAGAGAGGGAAAGAGAGCGGGAGCGGGUCCGAGAGAUGGAGAGAGAGAGAGAAAGGGAGAGAGAGAGGGAGAGAGAGAAGGAACGUGAGAGAGAGCGAGAGAAAGAAAGAGAGAGGCAGAGGGAGCUGGAGCGAAUCAGAGCGGCCGCGGCUCAGACCACCGCUGCUCCACGAUCCCCCGCAGCUGUCCCAGUGGUGACCACCAACCCUGCCCUCACCCCCUCAGAGAGUGCAGUGCCCUCUUCUGAUGACCUCAGCACCACAGAAGAAGAAGACGAUGUCUAUCUGUCACCUGAGCCCACAUCGGUCUAUCCAGGAUUCAACAUGGAAACCACCACAGAAGAAGACACGGCCACUACAGCAGAGACCACACCUGAGCCCACCACAGCUGCACCCACCACCACCACAGUCAGGACCAGGGUUCCAUUCAGGCCAAGGGUUCCCAUGACGACAGCCACUCAGGCGGCGCCAUCAGAGAGAACGACCCGUCCACAACAGCCAACAACAACCCCACAGGAGGGAAUCAAUGAGGUGGGUGCUGCCGGGCCGAGUGGAGAUUUCGAGAUCCGCGAUGACCGACGUAAUGAUCUCGGUCGAGGUAUUGUGCCAGUGGAUCCUGAUCUGAUUGGCAACACGGUGGAUGGAGGCAGCUCUGCUGCCCAGCUUCCACAGAAGAACAUCCUGGAGAGAAAAGAAGUCUUGAUAGCCGUGAUAGUCGGAGGAGUCGUGGGCGCCUUGUUCGCCGCCUUCCUGGUGAUGCUGCUGGUGUACAGGAUGAAGAAGAAGGACGAGGGCAGCUACACGCUGGAGGAACCCAAACAGGCCACCGUCACCUACCAGAAGCCAGACAAGCAGGAGGAGUUUUACGCAUAACACCCAUUUUCGUACAGAGAGACGCACCGCACGCCGAGGGAGAGAUACAGAGCGAGAGAGAGAAGAGAGAAAGAUACUCUAACCCCCCCCCUUCCUGCUUCUUCUUCUUCCUCCUCCUCCUCCUCCUCUUCUUCGUCGCCUCCCCCCUCAUCUGCUCCUCGUCCCUCUCUCCUCUCGUCUCCAAAACACUUGAGAGCGCCUUUUCUCUCUGCGGACUCUGAACUUUCUUUUCAAUGAAAUCGAAAAAAGAGGACAAAAAAAGGAAAAAAAAUCCAAAUAUAUUCUGAAAAAAUAACACAUACACACAAGAUGUUUUUAAAGUAAAUGUUGUUAUUAAUAUUCUGCAGAUUCUCUUGUUCUGUAUGUAAUGAUAUGAUUAUUUUGUAAGAAAAGAACAAAACACAAGCUCUUAUGUGUUUUCCAGCACAAAAAAGCAAAUUCCUCCUCUGUUUUUAAUGGAGCAAUGAAAAGGCAAAGAGAGGAGAGGAGAGGGGCAGAGCGAGCCGAGCGAGACACAAAAGAAGACAGAAGGGUGGGCUCGGCUCUGCCCCCCGUCCCCCCUGAAAUACACACAGCGCGUCUGGUUGGCCGCACAGAGCCACACGGGUCAAAAGGUGAGAGGAAAGGUCUCUUUUGUGCCUUCCAUCGCUCUGGUGCUUAGACGCAUACGCUAAUCUAUACAGCCCCACAAACACGCUAACACACAAAUACACACAUGCACACACAGGCUUGUGUCUGCUUGAAGGUGGCUCUGACCUCUCUCUCUGUGCUCGGCCAACCAGAAAACGCUGAUCAACCUCGGCGUGUUUCACAACGUCGAGGAGCCGCUGUGGAAACAUUGGAUGGUCACAAAAAGGUUCGCACGCGCUCACAUGGAGCUGGCGGCCUGUCUGCUCCUCUAAGCUGUACAAAGACUAGUUACGGAUAGUAAUAAUAACCAAUAAUAUAUCGAUGUUCUGGGCUGGAUGGUGAUUAUAAUAAUAAUAAUAAUGAUACCAUAAUAAUAAUAAUGAUACUUAAACAGGAGGAUAUGUAUUUAGCAGUUUAAAAAAGUUUAUAUGUAAAUAUCUGCGUAUCCUUUCUGGCAUCACUAACCAUCUGCAUGAUCAUGAAGAGUUUUUAUCAGUCACAUCAUCACCUUAGAUGAGCUGUGCUCUCGUCCGCCACACACACACUCACAUGCACGCAGACACACACUCACACAAGCAGACAGAAAACUGUGCAUUUAAAAAAAAAACACCACACGGACUGAAAUAUACUGUAAAUCAUAUCAUUCAGACCCAUCUUCAUCCUCAUCAUCAUCAGUGUGAUCACUUGUGAUACGAGCGAGAUCAGUUGGUUUCAAUAUGUUAUUGAUUAGUUAUGGAUCUGUUGCAGGUUGGUUUAGAGUUUGGUCUGUUUGUGUAAAAGCACAACUUCGUGUUCAGUCGUCAUGUCAUCAGAUAUUACCCUCAACACCCCCCCACGCACCUUUUGCAUGCCUCACUUUGUUUUUCGUCCACCAUUGGCUCUCUGUCAGGGGGAUGGGGGGGGUCUUUGGGAAGCGAUUGGGGCUUUAAUGAAUAUUAAGAGAGUGUGAGCACUUGCAGGAAGUUGCUCCCACGUGCGUUAAUUUGGCUGAAGUUUUAACUUUUUUUUCAUUGAGGACAGAUUCUGAAUUAGCGCAAAUGGGUUCACCUUCUCCUGAGGCUUUUUGGGAGGGUCAAACUGAGGAGGGAAAGGGGGUUAGGACUGGGUUCGGGAAAAGGAAUUCACGGUAUUCACACAACGGACAUUCGCCUCUGAUGUCAGGAUGUCACUUCCUUGAUUUAAAACUUUUCAGUCGUGUUUUUCUCCUCAAUUAAAGGUGCAGUGUGUGAUAGACUAGCAGCAUUUAGUGCUGUGUUUAAAUUAGUGUUUAACCAUCUGAAUGUACAAAUUGUUUAUAUUUUUAUUAAUUAAGAGCCUUUAUUCAUGCAUAGGGAGGGUCCACCUCACAGACUCAAGUAUCUUGAAAUUUUGCCCUUCAAAAUAAAAUUCAAACACUUUUAGUGUGGUGCUGCAACAGCAGGAAAUGUUUUUAAAAGCAAUAAAUUGGCACAGCGCCAAGUAAGCUCCUGGUAUAGAAAAUGAAAAAUACACAAAAUAAGGUAAAAUAAAAAUUUGUGGAUCCAAAAUAUGAUUCACUUCCAAAAUGUGUUCGCACAGGAUGAGCUUUACCAGGGAACUCUGGUUAUUUGUUUUGUAAAUUAUUUGAUUUUUGGAUCUUAACUUGCAAUACUGGUUCCACCUUUUUGUUAUUGCUGAAUCCCAUGUGUUUGAUUUAUCCCCCUCUCUCUGCAAAACUUUUGACACAAUACCCAAUGCUGUUAGGGUCCCCGUUUCAAUGACAGUCUGUCCAUCCAUUUUUUACACUCCUUUUCUCUUUCUGGGCCUGGGGGGGGGGGGGGGUUGCUGGAGCCUAUCCCAGCUGUCAUUGGGCGAGAAGUGGGGUACACCCUGAACUGGUCGCCAGCCAAUUGCAAGGCUAACAUACAGAGACAAACACAUCUACAGGCAAUUUAGAGUCACCAAUUAACCUAACAAGCGUGUCUAUGAUGGUGGGAGUACCUGGACAGAACCGUUGCAUGCAGAGAACAUGCAAACUCUGCACAGAAAGGCCUUGACUUUGCACCGCCAUGCAGCCCGUGACGGCAAAUAAGUGAAAAUAUUGAACGGUUCUUGUCCUUAAUGUUCUACACACUGCACCUUUAACAACUAAACACAUGAAAAUACAGUGAAAUAUGAACGGAUGUUGGACAGAGUUUCACACUAAAACAAGCUUAUUUGUCUCCUCUGGCUAUGUAUCAUUAGAAAACAGCUAAUACUAGCAUUCAGCCACUUCUUAGUAAGCAAUUUUUUACCCUUAUGUUAGCUUAGGAAGUUAAUUUCCAAGUUUAUGACUUUACUAUUGCAAAGUGUAGUGUUACAAAAAGGUACGAUUAGAUUUUAGCCAAUUUUAAGUUAAAGUAUACAUUUGCUGCUUGGCUUGCAGGGUGUGAAAUAUGUUGUUUUGAUGCAAAUAAAGGCCAAUGUUCCUCCAUAUUUAGGUGAUUAAUCAAAAAACAGUCAAAUGAUAAUGAUUUGAAAGAUAAAUUAUGAUUUUAGGACAUUUUUGAGGACACUUGGGCGUCCCACACUGAGUGACGUCAGGGGAAAAUGUCCACCGUGUGAAUAUGAAGAGGCAGGAGGGUUGUGCUUCUAUCUAAGAGAUUGUAACAAUAACCACACCAGUGCGACUGGGCUAGUAGCUUCUAUUAUACUCAGUACUGUAGAACUAAAUGCAUGGGAGUCAAUACUAAAGUAGUCUGGGUGUGCGUGUGUCUGAAUGUGUCUGAAUGCAAGCGAGGGGUGAGUUAAAGUAGGAAUGUACUGUGGUGGAGUGAGUGUUUACCUUCUCCAGCAGAUCUCGUGCUCUUCCACAGACAGGUAACACACCUCCUCCACACCUGUGCGUGUUCGUCACCUGCCCCCUCUCUAGUGUGUGAGAGUACGAGUGUGUCAUCUAAGCCCUCCACCUGUGCGUGUCAUUGUGUGAGUGCUUCACCUUGGUAUUUCACAGCAGACUCUUGUGUACACUGACUAGCCUGUCGACGUGGUCUGUUCUCUGCUGGAUGAGGGGCAGCUGCUCCCUCUGUGGCUUUCUCACACACUGACUGUCUUUUCGCUGUCUGUCCGUCUCUCUGCCCCGGGACAGGCGGACAGACACCAACACGCCACUUUCACACAGGCAGGAAUGAUCUUGACACGUACUGUCUUUUCUAAACAUGUGUUUGUACCCAUCGAAGCCUGCGUAGCCAAAUAAGACGUGUGUGUUUGUGUGUGAGUGUGUGAGAGUGUGUGGGUUUGUACGUGUGUGCGUGUAGGUAUGCAUGUGUGAGCGUUUGUGUGUGAAGCCUGAUGGAGGCGACACGACUCUAUGUUUGCUGUUCCCAUUCCUGUUUUUAUACAUUUGCAUUUUUUUAAGGCUGAGUUUCUGUCAUUGGCUGAGUGAGCGAGAGGAGGCGGAUCCUCCACGCCACCGCCCUAUCACUAAUCUGCCACUCUGUUCCAAAUAAAAAACCUG